UCUGGAGUUCUAUGCUUUUGAAUAAUUCGAUUUUCUCUCGGGGGAACUGCGAGUUCGAUUUCUGGGAAGUCGGUGAUGAACCCUAGAGGUUUUGCUUGAACUAGGGUUUAGAGCUUGCUUGGUUUGUUAGUUUUGUUUUUGGGAGGGUUUCUGAUCUGAUCGGUUCAAUUCUUGCGACGAAUUGUUGUUUUUGUUAAUCUCCUGAGACUGGAAUCUAGUUUGGGAAACUUCGAUCGUUGUCGAGGGGGUAGUACAAAGAUAGUUCGAGCUGUUUGCUGCUCCAGAGCUGGAUUCUGGAGUCUACAAAUAAUAGGGAAGCCAUUUUCUUUGGGUUUUUGCUCAGUUAGCUUAAAGUGAUGGCAGGAAAUGUGAGGUUUGAGUCCUCAAACUCAGCUAUUCAAGAUGAGUUAGCAUUUGGGGGGAGCUAUGGCAAUGCACAGAGGGUGAGCCAGACUAGUAGCAGUUUGGACAGGUCUGGAAACUAUCGUGAUGGUGGAGAGAGCCGGAUGUUUGGUUUGGGUUCUAGUUCAUCCCGAGGUAUUGUUUCAUCCACCGGGGAUUCACCCACACUAUCUCAGUUUUUAUUGUUGGAUCCUAUAAAGUUAGGAGAGCAAAAGUAUCCUCGCUCAGAAGAGUUAAAAAAGGUUCUCGAGAUGUCAUUUGGGACGAAUGUAGACGACAACUCAUUUGGAUCUGCUCGUUUAAAGCAUCCUCUGGCUGUGGAGGAGCUAAAGCGGUUCAGAGCUUAUGUCCUGGAAUCAUCUAAUAAGGCUAGGGUUAGAGCAAGAAGGAUGGAUGAAUCCUUGCACAAAUUGAACAAGUACUGUGAUUCCCAGGUCCAAAAGAAGCAAAUUCGGAACGAGAGCUUAAUGAAUGAAAGGCCUGGUGGGCCUAACAUGUUGAAGAAGGGAAGUCAGGUUCAUCGAAAUUCUUCAGAUGUUGUGAAUCAGAGACUUGAAGACAGGGCAAAAAACAACGUUCUUAACAAGCGGGUUCGGACUUCAGUUGCUGAAUUAAGGGCCGAAGGUCGGAUUAACAAUGUUACAAGGCAGCCUCCUCCCUUGGGGAGAGAGAGAGAUUUGCUGAGGGAUGGAGGUGAAGCUUCUGAUCUAGUUGAAGAAAAAAUUCGCAAACUUCCUACUGGAGAAUCGUGGGACAGAAGAAUGAAAAGGAAACGGUCUGUGGGUACAGUUUUAAACAGACCCUUGGAUGGUGAAGGAGAGCUUAAACGUGUCAUGCUUCAUAAGCUGAAUAAUGAGCCAGGACUGCAAUCAUCUGAGUCCCAAAGUGUCAGAUCAGGUUCUUCUAGCGGUAUUAGUGGCAUAAACAAGUGCGAUGGAAGUUCUUUGCCUACCAGUUCAAGCGUGCGUAUUAUUCCCAAGGCUGAGCCUGAAAAAAAGCCCACAAUUAAUAGGGAUUCUACUGGUGGACAAGGAAAGGACCGACUACUAGUUAAAGGAAAUAACAAAUUAAAUGUUCGUGAAGAUAAUCAUGGAGCUGGUCCUUAUUCACUGGCAAAAGGAAAGGGUUCAAGGGCACCCAGGUCUGGCUCUAGUAAUGCUGGAAGUUCAUCUCCUAAUCUUUCACGUAUGUCUGGAGCUCUUGAUGGCUGGGAACAACUUCCAAGUUCUAAUAAAUUUCAAUCAGUAAAUGGGGCUAACAAUCGCAAGCGUCCCAUGCCCAGUGGAUCUUCUUCUCCUCCCAUGGCUCAAUGGGUUGGCCAGAGGCCACAGAAAAUGUCCCGUACUAGAAGAUCUAAUCUAUUAUCACCUGUUUCAAAUCAUGAUGAUGUGCAGGGGUCUGAAGGUUCUCCUUCAGAUUUAGGUGGUAGAAUGGCUUCACCUGUGACAGGUGGUUCAUUUCUUGCAAGGAACUUGUCUAUUGGUAGUCAACAAGCUAGGGUGAAACAGGAAGUCGUGUCAUCUCCUGCCAGGUUAUCUGAGAGUGAAGAAUCUGGUGCUGGUGAAAAUCAUGACAGUCAGUUGAAAGAGAGGGGAUCGGUGAAUGGGGAACCAGAAGAAAGAAUGUUGGUUUCUGCUGCUCAGAACAAUAUUCCUAACAUAUUUCAUUCGGUCAAGAACAAAGUACUUGACAAAGAAGAAAUUGGGGACUGUGCUAGAAGACAGGGAAGGAGCGGUAGAGGUUCAUCAUUUUCAAGGGUUUCUGUUUCACAAGCGAGGGAGAAACUGGAGACUCCAACUUUGACUAGACCACUUAAAAGUGCAAGGCUUGGUUCCGAGAAAAAUGGAAGCAAGUCAGGUCGUCCCCCACUGAAAAAGUUAUCUGAUCGUAAGGCCUUCACCCGAGUUUCACAAACAUCAGCUGGUGGUUCCCCUGAUUGUACAGGUGAAUCAGAUGAUGACCGUGAAGAGCUCUUAGAAGCUGCAAAUUAUGCUUGUAAUCCGAGCUAUGUUUGCUGUUCUAGUGCGUUCUGGUGGAAAAUGGAAUCUUUAUUUGCUUCCCUCAGCCAAGAAGAUGAAUCCUUUUUGAAGCAGCAGAUAUCCCUCGACAAGAAUGAUGAAAGCUUCUCUGAAGUAUUGGACCAUGAGAACACAAUUUCGGGUGCUGUUGGGGCAGAGGAAGAUUUAUCACCUCAAGCACUUGGUUCGGGAAGAAAAAGCCAAUUGUCAAUUAAUCAAAGCGAACCACAAAGUAUGCCUAGAAAUGUUGAUCAAGUUGAUGAAGCUGAAGACUUUGUUACUUUAAGUGGAAAAUUAGAAUCAGAAAAGAGGAAAGUCAUUACUCCACUUUACCAAAGAGUAUUAUCAGCUUUGAUAGUUGAAGAUGAAAUGGAGGAGUUCCAAGAAAGUAGAGGGACAAAUAUGUUCUCACAAUAUGGGGGAGAUGACUUUUCUGGUGUUCUGCAUCCCUCUGUUGAUGUUGAGCCUGGAAAUUCCGUUGGAAUGGCCUUAGAAUCGGAGUUGGAUCUAAGAACUCAGCAAAUUGCUGGUUGUAGAUUUUCUUGCAAUGGGAGAUCAAGGCGUGACAGUCAGUUGUUUAAUGCUGAUGUGCAUCAAGAAGAUCAUGGAUAUCAACCAUUAAACAACGGAUACUUCCCCGAACUUCACGAAAAUGGUCUUGAUGGACCACUAGGCAUGCAUUUGAAGGAGUCUAAUGUCUCUGUCUUUAAUUGCCAGUAUGAACAGAUGUCUGUAGAGGAUAGACUCAUGCUGGAGCUCCAGAGUAUUGGAUUGUGUCCAGAGACAGUGCCUGACCUAGCAGACGGGGAAGAGGAAACUAUGAAUCAAGAAAUUCUUGAAUUAGAGAAGAAACUUAACCAACAGGUUGUUAGAACAAAAAUUCAUGGAAACAAAAUAAUCAAAGCAAUUGAGGAAGGCAGAAAAACAGAAGAACGGUUCCGUGAACAGUUUGCAAUGGACCGGCUUGUUCAGUUGGCUUGUUUAAAGCAGUUGGCCACUCGAGGCAGUAGUGCUGCGAAAUUGGGGAUCCCCAAGGUGUCAAAACAAGUGGCUUCAGCUUUCAUGAAAAGAACUCUUGCUAGGUGUCGAAGAUUUGAAGAUACACAAAAAAGUUGCUUCAGUGAACCUGCACUUCGGGACAUUUUAACACGACCUUCUAACCGAAUUGAUACAGAUGUUAUGAAUGGUUCCUGUUCUGGUGAAGCUUAUCACAAUGGUGUGCAGAAUCAUAAAAGUGGAAGGGGAUUGCUUCAUUCUUCUGAUCAGGAUUUCACCCGAACUGGGCCUAUAGUGAAUAGAGGGAAGAAGAAAGAGGUGUUACUGGAUGAUGUAGGAAGUGCUUGCAUGAGAGUUGUAUCAACCGUGGGUAACAAUUCAUUAGGUGGAGCUAAGGGGAAAAGAAGCGAGAGAGAAAGGGAUAAAGAUAUGUCAGCUAGAUUAUGUGUUACCAAAGCUGGGCGUUCAUCUGCUGGGGACUUUAGGGCUGAGCGUAAAGCAAAAACAAAGCCCAAGCAGAAGACAGCUCAGCUAUCUCCUGCAGGAAAUAGACCUCUAGGCAAGUUAACGGAUGGAACUUAUUCUGAUAACCCUGCAAGUAGGAUUUCCAAUGAAAUUGCCAAUGGCAGCACAAAAAAGGAAUUUUCCGUGGUAUUGCCCCUUAAUAAUGCUACUGAGGACUCAUCGAAGGAAAUUAGUGAAUGUACAGAUUUCACAAACCUUCAGUUACAUGAUUUAGAUUCAAUAGAGUUAGGUGUGGGUAAUGAACUUGGUGGCCCUCAAGAUCUCGAUUCUUGGUUGAACAUUGAUGAGGAUGGAUUACAAGAUCAUGAUGCAGUGGGCCUUGACAUACCCAUGGACGACCUCUCUGAGUUGAAUAUGCUUUUAUAGUGAUUGUACAGUGUACCUUUUUUUCCCCAUUCAUUGGGGUCUUAGAAUUCUAUACUUUAGUUGGGUGGGGAGCUCUCAUGUAUAAGUUAAGCCUCUGACAGAUUGGCAUUUGCUAUCACUGUCAUUCAAUUCUUUCACUUUGGGUUGGGGGUGGGGGGAGGAUGAGUUCAUAAUUGUUCAUGUAACCAGAUAACUUAUUUCAUAUGCAAACAAAAGAAUUUUCUCGGAAGACUUGUCAAUGAUGUUCUUUUCUGUUCAUUUUUUUUUACAACUCAUGGACAUUUGUUCGGAACCUAAUCUUUGGUUCCUCCUGCAUGCCAAUGCAGAAUGUGGCCAGUGAUGGUAUUUCAAUACUUACACUGUUACUAAUGAUAUAGUUGCUAGUUAUUGCUCUUACUUUGUUGGAUUGUGAGCUCUGCAGCACGUUUGAUUCUUAUAUCCUCCAUUCUAGGAAUUCAGCAACGUCACAGGGCUUCUGCAGAGUUCAAUGCAAUUAAUAGUACACUUUUUCUGAAAAUAUGGAAGCUUGGAGGUCACUUAUAUUUUGAUUAUCUAUUACCAAUUCUAGAACUAAAUUCCCUGGAUGAAAACAUAAUUUUAAUUUCUUUUGGUUUAGUCAGGGUGGGUUCCUCUCCCUUCUUGUUGCCACUGAAGUCAGGGAGCUGUUGGCAGUCAGAGAACAAUUUUUAUUGCAACACUGUUCUAAAGUUGAUUUUCUUCCUGUUAUUUGAGUUAAAUUGUGGGAACUUCAGGAUUUCCAUUUUUGUUGCCUGUUGCAAUUGGUAGGAGAAGAUUCUUGCUGUCUACCCGCCACUGCCUGUCAUAGUGCACCCUUCAUACAAGUGGUAAGAUGUAUAUUGUUUCGUUAUUGCAAUGUCUUAUGUAGAAAAUUGAUGUAUGGUAUGGUUCUUUGUACACUUAAUUCAUAAUUGAUAUCAUUUAUUACUUUUGUCCUGUUUUUCUGCUAAUUUCUUUAUUGUUUCCGGGAUAAGCAUUAUCUCUUGCACGGAGUGAUGGUAAAGCUUAAAAUAUCAUCUCAGUCAUAGUUGGAUGCACUGUUCACGAUUAUAUGACCCUACUCACUGUAAUGAUUCUCUGUCCGAUUAAACAGCUGUUCACAAGGCUUAAUUAGUUAUUUUUCAUUUCUUCAUUUGUUUCUCUUUCAUUUUUUGUUCUCUCGCUUUCUCCCUCUCUUAAUAAAAUGAUCAUUGGAUUGGUAGCUCCACCGUGGAUCUUGUACAUUUUACUCUUUUUGCUUAGCCUUGCCAGUUUUAUGUUUCAUAUGCGUCCAUUUCCUCCUUUUCUUUGGCCUUUUAUCUGUUUUACAAGUACUUCAAGGAGCAGGCUUCAGGCUUAGGUCGUGGAUAGAAGCGCCUGUGGAUUGCAUCUGUUGGACAGGAGACUUUUUGGAAGACUUUUUUUUUACAGGUCCGGUUUUUAAUCAUUUUGUGGAGUAGAGUAAUUGGCCUGAGGAGCAUGAUCCCUGUGGGCUUUUCACUUUUUCGGUACUUUAUUUUGGUUUCUACUAUUAACUAUAAGCUUAAGGAUAAAACAUAAAUGACCAUCUUAAAGAUUGAUGGUUCGAUUCUCCACCUCUGAAGUUGUUAGAAGUAGAACUCAGAAAAAGAAAAAAAAAAAUCUGGAUUAGUAAUUAUUUUCUCAAUGUUAUGAUUUUCUUCAUCCUUGAUUGACUUGUAUGGGUUUUCCUUUUUGUUUGUGCAUUACAGCAUGGGCCUGCAAUAACUACAUUCUCUAUCAAGAACGAAACAGAAUAUUCUUUUACAUGAAUCUUUGUCUCUCUCUUUUUCAAGUUCAUGAUGUGCCUUCAAAAUUGUGGUGCUGCAUCUUGAGGUAUAUUUUUGGUGGAGAGUAAAGUUCAUGUUGAUGGGUUUUUCCUUUUAUUAAUCCAUUCUAAUAACUGCACCUGAACAAUUGGCAACAUGGGGUUAGAUAUGGACGGGAACCCUAUUUUGUUGUUUUCCUUUAUUUAUUUACUUAGGUAAUCAGUUUCCGAGUUCAUGUGAGUUUGUUUAUAUUUCGGUUUCUGCUUCCUUUCCUAUUUGGUAAAUUGAAUGGUGAACAGGACGACCUUAUUUCAAUUAUCAUUUAGCCUUAAAAUUCUUGUUACAGUUUCAGGAUUUUUGAACUCCCCUGAUGAUGAUUUAUGCACUUUCCCGAUCACUUUUGCUUGCGUAUGCUUAAUAUGAACUUAUAUUUAUAGGUAAUGUUUUUUCUAACGAAGUAUUUGAGGUGUCAAUCUCAUAUUCUUAAGAGUAUUUUGUUCUACCUUAUGUUGGUUAUCUCUAACAUGUAAAUGCUCUGCUACUCGAAACUCUGAAUACAUUCUCAUUUCAAAUCGACCAUAGGUUAAAGGAAAGCUGCUAUCUUUGAAGGACCAAGUCUCCUGACGAAUACGUAAACGAACAGGUGCGGUUGGAUCCAGAUCCCGGAAACUGCUUUUGUGGGAGAAACAAUUGCUGAAGCCAAAGGCCAUAAAUGAAGGUCCAGAAUACAGUAAGCUUUCUGGUGCUACCAAUAAGUUGAAAAUGUCUUCUAAAUUUGUAAAGAUUAAAAAACAGCAGCAAUUGCUUCAGUUAUAUGUAAUAGGUGAGAAGGAUAAUGGAAGCAGCAGAAAAUGAGACCUUAUAAUUUCUGUUUCUA
Messenger RNA from Benincasa hispida (wax gourd), 6968 nucleotides. RefSeq lists its product as uncharacterized. NCBI's taxonomy places the organism in Eukaryota, Viridiplantae, Streptophyta, Magnoliopsida, Cucurbitales, Cucurbitaceae. The record is from RefSeq and is a predicted model, not a curated record.